GCGCUGCCCUGUGGCCGUGGAGUCGGUUGUGGGUCUUACUCUGUUCAGUGGUGUGUAGGCACUGGCAGGCGAGCUGCAGUCCAGAGGCCUGGGGUUGGUUCCUGGUUGUGCGGCGCGGGGCUGACGCCUGUGCUGAGGAGAAGCUCGCGCGGACGGGUCCGCGUGGCGGGUGCCCGCCUUCCGGCCGGGCCUGGGCCGUCCUGGGUCUCUGUACCGGGCAUGGAUGAACUCCCAGCCAGGCGGUGCUCCAGCGCCUGCUCACAGGGCUCUUGAGGCAGGUGCCUGCUAGGCGCUGUGUGGGAAGUGGGUUUUAGACAGUGAGAUGAGUGCCUCUGAGGAUGGCGACAUCCCCCAGCUUUCCUCCCAUGCCUUAGCAGCUCUCCAGGAAUUUUAUGCUGAGCAGAUGCAACAAACCAGCCCAGGUGGGGAUGAUAAAUAUAACAUUGGAAUAAUAGAGGAGAACUGGCAGUUGAGCCAGUUUUGGUAUAGUCGGGAAACCGCUUUGUGCCUUGCAAAAGAAGCCGCUGCAGCUGCUGGAGAAUGUGGCAGAAUAGCGUGUGUGAGCGCCCCCAGUGUUUACCAGAACCUGCGAGAGCUGCGAGGGGACUUUUCUGUAUACAUCUUUGAAUACGACAGACGGUUUGCCAUCUACGGAGAGGAGUUUGUCUUCUAUGAUUACAACAAUCCAUUGGAUUUACCUGAGAAAAUUGCUCCACAUAGUUUUGACAUUGUAGUGGCAGACCCCCCCUAUCUUUCUGAGGAAUGUCUCAGAAAAACGUCAGAAACUAUCAAGUUUCUGACUCGGGGCAAGAUCCUGCUGUGCACAGGUGCUGUCAUGGAAGAAGAGGCAGCCAGACUUCUGGGAGUGAAGAUGUGCAAAUUUAUUCCGAAACACAACCGAAACUUGGCAAAUGAAUUUCGCUGUUAUGUGAAUUACGAUUCUGGCCUAGACCGUGAAACCUAGGUGCAGAUAGUAAUAUCACACAGUAAAGGACCCUGGGUGAUAGUCCCUCUUUUUAUUGAUUGAAAAGUUGGAACCUCCUCCCUUCCCUGCAAACUGGGGACUAAUUUGCAAAAUAAAGAAUAUGACCUAUGA
Molecule: messenger RNA, 1096 nt
Organism: Manis pentadactyla (Chinese pangolin)
Lineage: Eukaryota; Metazoa; Chordata; Mammalia; Pholidota; Manidae
Gene: EEF1AKMT1
Product: EEF1A lysine methyltransferase 1
Exons: 5
Coding region: 323-964 (213 amino acids)
Biological process (GO): methylation
Molecular function (GO): protein-lysine N-methyltransferase activity; nucleic acid binding
Source: RefSeq, a predicted model, not a curated record